Molecule: messenger RNA, 1454 nt
Organism: Panicum hallii
Lineage: Eukaryota; Viridiplantae; Streptophyta; Magnoliopsida; Poales; Poaceae
Product: ribonuclease 3-like protein 3
Exons: 3
Coding region: 233-1174 (313 amino acids)
Biological process (GO): siRNA processing
Cellular component (GO): nucleus; cytoplasm
Molecular function (GO): ribonuclease III activity; RNA binding
Source: RefSeq, a predicted model, not a curated record
CCCUCCCAUCUCGGUGAAACACGCUCCAAAAGCCGUGGCUUCCGCGCAUGCCAAGCACCCGAUGCCGCCGUAGCGUGGUCUACCCCUUUCCCAGACCACGCCGGGCCGCCGUUAAAACCUCCCGUGUUUCUCUUUCGGUUUCCCACCUCAUUACGACCGACCUCCCAAACCAAACCAGCGUGCCCUCUCCUCCAUCGUAAUAGAGCCCCUCUACUGACCGAUCGGUCGGUCCAUGGCCCAAGCGCCAUUGACUCCCAGCGGCACCGAGGACGAGGAGGAGCCGCCAUCGAUGGCGCCGCACGUGCCGAGGGAGCACCGGGAGCAGCACGGCAAGGACGCACCGCCCGGGUUCGUCCCACCGAUGACUGCGGAGGACGUGGCGGCCGUCGAGGCCGUCCUGGGCUACGACUUCGCCGACAAGUCUCUCGUCGAGCUCGCGCUCACGCACGGCUCCUUCUACUACCCGUACCGCCCCGGCGACACCUACGAGCGCCUCGAGUACCUCGGCGACGGCGUCCUCACCUGCCUCAUGUCGCGGGAGGUCUUCCGCACCUACCGCACCCUCCCUCCCGGCCCGCUCACCAGGCUCCGCGCCGCCAACGUAGACACGGAGAAGCUCGCGCGCGUCGCCGUCGUGCGCGGCCUCCACCGCUUCCUCCGGCACAAGGCGCCGCAACUCGAAGGGCAGAUUCACAUUUUCAUAGAAGAAAUGUGCAAGUAUCCAGUUCACUCUAAUGGACUAUUGGAUCCUCCUAAAGUUCUGUCCGACAUUGUGGAAUCUCUUAUUGGUGCUAUAUACUUCGACUCUAACUUUGAUCAAGAGGAAGUUUGGCGGGUCUUCCGAAAUUUAGCUGAUCCACUUAUUAAUUUGGAGACAUUAGGCAAGCACCCUGUAAGUGAGCUCUUUGAGUUUUGCCAGAAGACUCGUCGAGGAGUGAAAAUCGUGAAAGAUGAAUGGGAUAAAAAUUUGAAGGUUGAGGUGUUGAUUGAUGGAGAGUUGGUUGGGAGUGCGACUUAUGCUCAAAAGAAGGAGAUAGCUCAGAACCGUGCUGCGAAGGCUGCUUUGGAUAAGCUAAAGGAGACAAUGGGACAGAUCGAAAGUGAACCAGCAUCAGCAGAUGUUUCCGACGAAUUAGACAUAGCUGGAAAUACUAAAAUGUCAGUGAAAUACUGAUGCAUCAUAGGUACAAUGAAUGGCCUGUUCUGACAGGUGCUUCUAUGCUUCACCAUUUUAAGAGUUGCAGAAAUUCAAAAACAGGCCAAUGGUUCACUCUUGGCACCCCUUUUAUUAAGUGCUUUACAGAUUUGUGCAACUCCUAGAGAAAUGGUGAAGCAUAGAAACACUUGGUUGGUCCUUCUACAUCGUAUUUCUAGGUUGCUAUGUAAUUAUCAAUAUUCAAACUUGUGGUCAUCAGGUAUUCAAUUUGAUUUCAAGCCUAUGAUUUUGAAGCGCA